GACGCUGCUUUUUUUUGCGUGCGGCAGCUGAAAGAAAAUUAAAUUGCAAAAUUAUAAAACAAAAAUUGGCAAAAAGCGCAGUUAGACACACUUACUGGCAUAGCACAUAGUUUGGACGACUUCGUCUAAUAAUUGCUACUGCCAAAAACGGAGACACGGAUACGGCGCUACACGUUUUUGUACACAGAUAAAUUUUCAUGCUAAGACCGCACCGCCGCAAUGGCCGAGUAUUUAGCAUCCAUUUUUGGCACAGAAAAGGACAAAGUAAACUGCUCAUUUUACUUUAAAAUCGGCGCCUGCCGUCAUGGAGAUCGCUGCAGUCGUAUCCACAACAAGCCGACAUUUUCGCAAACAGUUUUACUGCAGAAUUUGUAUGUAAAUCCGCAAAAUUCAGCUAAAUCAGCGGACGGAUCACAUCUGGUGGCCAAUGUGUCCGAUGAGGAGAUGCAAGAGCAUUAUGACAAUUUCUUUGAGGAUGUUUUUGUGGAAUGUGAGGACAAGUACGGAGAAAUUGAAGAGAUGAACGUAUGCGAUAAUUUGGGUGACCAUCUGGUCGGAAAUGUAUACAUCAAAUUCCGUAAUGAAGCAGAUGCAGAGAAGGCGGCAAAUGAUUUGAAUAAUCGCUGGUUUGGCGGACGACCAGUAUACUCUGAACUAUCACCGGUUACUGAUUUUCGUGAGGCAUGCUGCCGGCAAUAUGAGAUGGGUGAAUGCACACGUUCCGGAUUCUGCAAUUUCAUGCAUUUGAAACCAAUAUCCCGGGAAUUGCGAAGAUAUUUGUAUUCACGUCGACGUCGUGCCCGAUCUCGUUCCCGUUCGGCGCCCAGGCGACGUAGCCGCAGUAGGACACGUUCACCACGCCGGCGUCGAGAUGACGACUAUGAUCGAGGUGGUAAUAAUGAUCGUGGCGGUAAUAAUGAUCGUGGUGGUAAUAAUGAUCGAGGUGGCAAUAAUGAUCGAGGUGGUAAUAAUGAUCGAGGUGGUAAUAAUGAUCGUGACCGGCGUAAAGUUGGUGGUGGCAACAGUGGUGGUGGUGGAGGAGGCGCCGGCGGGGGUGGCGGCGGAGGAGGUGGACGAUAUUGAACUAUUUGACAAUUCAUAUGAAUGAAAGGACACUAACAACAACAACAACCAAUGUCGUCAGGAUAUCGUGAAUUUUCUUAAAACUGUCUCAUUUUACUUUCUUCAUUCUCUUGAGUUUUUGUUUUAUUUUCGGGGUGUUCCACCACCAAUGUACAAAACACCCAAGCUAAUUAGAAUUGUAAUUACUUAUACACACAUUCGUAAUAAUAAAAAUUGAGUAAUAUUAUAUACAACAAAAA
Drosophila willistoni is the source of this 1322-nucleotide messenger RNA. It is a transcript of the gene U2af38, whose product is annotated as splicing factor U2af 38 kDa subunit. The coding region runs from base 220 to 1083 and encodes 287 amino acids. Gene Ontology annotation, molecular function: pre-mRNA 3'-splice site binding; metal ion binding. Lineage: Eukaryota; Metazoa; Arthropoda; Insecta; Diptera; Drosophilidae. Gene Ontology annotation, biological process: mRNA splicing, via spliceosome. Gene Ontology annotation, cellular component: U2AF complex; spliceosomal complex. The record is from RefSeq and is a predicted model, not a curated record. The transcript has 2 exons.